CACGCUCGUUUGACCAAUCACAGAGACGAGAGAUGGCAUGCUAAUGAAGAGGGGGCGGGACAACGGACAGUUCCUCAACAGACGAUUCGUCCUGUCGCUGAGGGACGGCACACUAAAGUACUACACUAAACUCGAUGCUAAAGAACCCAAAGCCGUUAUAAAGGUGGACACCAUGAAUGCCUGCUUCCAGCCGGACAAGAUCGGAAACCCCAACGGCCUGCAGAUCACCUACCUGAGAGACAACAUCACACGAAACAUCUUCAUCUACCACGACAGCAGCAGAGAGAUCGUGGUGUGGUUUAACUGCAUCCGGGCGGCGCAGCUGCACUAUCUGAAGGUGGCAUUCCCUGGAGCCACGGACGCUGAGCUGAAGCCCAAACUGACACGCAGCUUUCUGAAAGAGGGAUACAUGGAGAAAACCGGCCCGCGGCAAACAGAAGGCUUUAAGAGGCGCUGGUUCACGCUGGAUCACCGGAGGCUCAUGUACUUCAAAGAUCCUCUGGACGCGUUUGCUAGAGGCGAGGUGUUCCUGGGGCACCGAGAUCACGGAUACCGCGUUACGAUCGGACUCCCCGCCGGAACCCACUACAACGGGACGUGGCAGUACGGCAUCACCAUAGAAACGCCCGAACGCAGCUUCCUGUUCAUCUGCGAAACAGAUACGGAGCAAAAAGAUUGGCUGAGCCAUUUUAAUGCAGUCAUGAACACUCCCAUGAGCCCACAGGAGUACACAGUGGAGGCCUACUUCAAACAACAGCACUGAUGGACCACUGAACUCUUGCCGUGACCUCUGACCUUUCACCUGUGACCUCUGCAGCUGACCCACCACAGAUCUCACAGCACGUGCCUCGGAUGUUUGUGUUUUUAAGUUGUUUUACACUAAGUAUUUGUAUGUAUUCUGUACUAUGAUUCUGUACCAUUAGAUCAUGAAACUCUGAGUAUUUUGUCCCCUAACAUAAAAUUUUCAUGUCUGCGUUUUCGAUGAACUGUUUGCGACCAAAUCUUACUUUUUAAAUCUUAUUUUUAAGCAUUCAAGUCUCCAUCUAGUGGUUAUAUUGAGUUAUUUCACAUCUGACCCUUCACAUGAACAUUUAUUAAACAAUUUUCAACUCACUUUUAAGUGAAAGUCAACUCUUCUGAACCUCUGGUUAUUCACAUAUUAAAGGGACAGUACAUAUAUUAUAUAGACUCUGUAUAUUUGAGGUUUUCUGUCAUAUGAUGGUUUGUGUGACGAACAGACUGAAAUAUGUCUCAACCAAUCUCAUUGGUUCUAGUGUGUCACAUGACCGUUCACUCAGAAUAUUUAAAUACACAUGGCCACAAAUUAGAUUUAAGAGCGACACUGCAAGAGAAGAAGAUUCUGAAGCAACAUGAGGGCGACUAAAUUAUGCCAGAAUUGUCUUUUACUGUAGUGUUACGAUCCCUCAGGGUUUAGUACAGCUUUUUAAUAAAAUACUGAUCUGA
This is a messenger RNA of Sinocyclocheilus grahami, 1464 nucleotides long. Its product is annotated as arf-GAP with dual PH domain-containing protein 1-like. The transcript is spliced from 7 exons. Gene Ontology annotation, cellular component: cytoplasm; plasma membrane; intracellular membrane-bounded organelle. Gene Ontology annotation, biological process: positive regulation of GTPase activity. The record is from RefSeq and is a predicted model, not a curated record. The coding region runs from base 38 to 763 and encodes 241 amino acids. NCBI's taxonomy places the organism in Eukaryota, Metazoa, Chordata, Actinopteri, Cypriniformes, Cyprinidae. Gene Ontology annotation, molecular function: GTPase activator activity; phosphatidylinositol bisphosphate binding; phosphatidylinositol-3,4,5-trisphosphate binding.